UUUAUGUUGCUUUAGGUAUGUACCUACUAUGUUCGAUUUGUGCUUUAGUAAAUUGUAAUAUUUUUAUUUUAAUAACAAAAUGGGUUGAAAAUUAUAUAUGAAAUGAAAGUGUUUGUGAUAAAGUAAAAGUAAAUCCAACAAGUAAUUUUAAGAUGUGAUCAUGGCCGCAACUGUGAAAAUAUUUGUGAUCUCACUGUGGCUUCCGUACACAAUGGUGUAUGGGUUUGACUUCAUAUCACAAUACCCAAUGCACUCAAAUGAAACAUUCCAGUUUAAUCAUCUAGUUGUAGAUCGAGUCAGUGGUCAAGUUUACGCUAGUUCUGUAAACUGGCUGCAUCAACUGAGUCCCGAUUUGAAACCACUGCAUGUUAUACGGACGGGACCUAAGCUCGAUAAUCCUAUGUGCCAUGCUAGCGGUUGCUCGUCGCCAGACAUACAAACAACGUGGACAGACAAUGUAAACAAAAUUUUAGUGAUAGAUCAAGAGUCAAGAAUAGUUAUUGCUUGCGGGUCUAUCGCGCAAGGGUCGUGUUACAAGUAUAAAUUGGGUGAUUUAUCAGCGGAACCAGAAUUUUUUCCGGAAAGUGUUGCUGCAAAUGAUGCUGAUGCAUCUACUUAUGCAUUCAUUGGCCCCGAGAGAUAUAGCUCAUGGGACAGAUCUAAUGUCCUAUAUGUGGGAACAACAUUUACAAAUAAUGGCGAAUACAGACAUGAUGUACCUGCAAUAUCAAGCCGCGAUUUGAUGUCACUUCACUUAGCACAAUUCACAUUUUCAAAACAAAGUUUUAUACAAAUAGAUGUUAAAUACAGGGAUAAUUUUUUGGUACAGUAUGUUUAUGGAUUUAAUGCUAGUGACUAUGCAUAUUUUGUUAUAAUUCAAAAACAUUCCCAUCUGGCUGGAAAUGAAGAACUAGGCUAUGUUACAAGACUAGCAAGGACUUGUGUUAAUGAUGACAACUAUAACAGCUACACUGAAGUGACUCUGGAGUGCCAUGUGAGAGAAGAAUCGGCUAAUGGUAAGAGUGAUAUUGUCAAUUACAACCUUGUACAAGAUGCUAAAAUUGCAAAAGCUGGUGUGAAUCUUGCAUCUCAACUUGGUGUAGAACCAGGUGAUCCAGUUCUUAUUGCUGCAUUUAGCCCAUCCAAAGGCAUCACUAAUGAACCAUUAUCAAAAUCAGCAAUUUGUGUAUACUCAUUGCAGGAAAUAGACAUUAAGUUUAAUGAAAAUGUUCAUAUGUGUUUUAAUGGUAGUACUAAAGCUCGAAAUAUGGGCUACAUAUCAGGUAUGAUAUCAGAUGGUAAGUGUCCUAGUGUUGGAUCAGUGGGGAAUAUUCUUAAUUUCUGUGAGGUAGGUCUUAAGAUUAGUGGACUGUAUCCUAUCAAGACAAUGUCAGCAAUAUCAUUGAAUAAUACACUGGUGACAUCAGUUACUGUGUCUGUUACUGGUCUGCAUACAGUAGCAUUUGUUGGCACUAAUGAUGGCACUCUCAAAAACAUUUUGAUUGACAUGGAAAGAUCUAUUGAAUAUUAUAGUAAUUCUCUUUUACAUGGUCAGAAAAUAUUGGCCGAUUCCACCCUCUCUCCAUACCAAAAAUCCUUAUAUGUUCUAGCUAAAAACACAAUAAUUCAAAUACCAACAGAAAAAUGUGCAGAGCUUGGUAAUUGUUCUUCAUGUUUAGAAUCAAAUGAUCCUCAUUGUGGCUGGUGUUCAUUAGAAAAAAGGUGUACUAUUCAAAAUAUGUGUCAAAAAGGUACUCAAAGUGCACCUAGGUGGCUAUCUCAAUACACUGGUCAACAAUGUAUUGAUUUUGAGCAAAUUUUACCUGAUAGAAUCUCUUUAAAUGAAGUCACAAAUGUUCAAUUAAUUAUUAGAACAUUACCUGAACUACCUUUUGGGGCUAAGUACAAAUGUGUAUUUGGAAAUCUACCUCCCAUUGAUGCUGCUGUAACAUCCAAUGGUCUAGCCUGCCCUACACCAGAUAUUAAAAAUAGACCCAAAAUACCACAGACCCAAGAUCAUGUAUAUGUGCCAUUAUCAGUACAUUCAUCAGAAACAAAUAAGGAUUUUGUUUCAAGAAAUUUUGCUUUCUAUGACUGUUCAAAACAUACAACAUGUCAAACCUGUAUUAUGAGUGAAUGGGCAUGUAAUUGGUGUAUUUAUGACAAUAAAUGCACACAUGAUGUAUCAGUCUGUCAGAGAAAUAUAAUAUCUGGGGAAAAUAAUCCAACAAAGCUAUUAAAUCAUGGUAUUGGACACUGUCCCAGAAUAAGACAAUAUAAGAAGCCCAUAUUAUUACCGAAUAAUGUUCCAAAGGAAUUGGAACUUGAAGUUGAGAAUCUUCCUCAUUUGCAACCCGGUCACACAGGAUUCCAAUGUAUUGUUAGUAUUGAAUUGGCAAAUAUGAUUCUACCGGCAAGAGUUGAGUCAAAUCACUUCAUUGUUUGUGAUAAAACAAUGUAUUCUUAUGAAGAAGAUGUUGGGGAAUAUAAUGUAAGUGUUAAAGUUUUUUGGAAUCACAAACACUACAUUGAUACAAUUAAUAUUACCUUGUAUAAAUGUGAGAUAUUAGGCUCCCAUAGAGAUCAUGCUGAUUGUUCACUUUGCAUAACUAGAAACUCUGUCUAUCAGUGCACUUGGUGUGGCAAUUCUUGCUCGUAUAGUGAAUCUUGUCUGGAAAAUCCUGUCACUGAAUGUCCUAAGCCUAGAAUUGAUAUGAUUAAACCACUUAGUGGCCCAAUUGAAGGAGGCACUAUAUUAACAAUAGAGGGAAGUAACCUUGGCUUAAGAGUUGAAGAAGUUACUGGAAAAGUUCGUAUUGGAGAAGUUCUGUGUCAAAUAGUCGAUUUUGAAGUGUCUGUUAGUAUAACAUGUCGGACUGGGCCUUCAAAUGGUUCUGGUAUUUUACCUGUUAUUGUAGAAAAUGAUGCUGGGUAUACAGAAUCAUCAGUUCUCUUCAGUUAUAAGAAUAUUAUACUUCAAGGUGUGUAUCCCAAUCUAGGCCCAGUUUCUGGUGGAACACAGCUAGCAAUAGGAGGACAGCAUUUAAAUAUUGGUUCUUCAGUUUCUGCCUUCCUUGAUGAACUUCCAUGUGCUGUAAACAAAACCCAGACUUCAAACAGUAGAUUAAUUUGUAUUACCCCCAAAGCUAGUACUCCUCAAAUCAUUCACUCUGUGACAGUAAGAAUUGACAAUGCAAAUAGAACACUUUAUGGAGAUUUAUUUAAUUAUACAGCAGAUCCUACUAUUAUGGAAAUAAAACCAUUAAAAAGUUUUGUUUCUGGAGGCCGCAUGAUAACAGUUCAUGGAACUUAUUUACACACAAUACAAAAACCACUGAUGAAACUGUACUAUGCAAAUGAAGAAGUUCCUGUUAAUUCUACUCCAUGUGUUGUUUUAAACUCUAAUCAGAUGGAGUGUCCCAGUCCUGCAAUUAAUAAAAAGUAUUUUGAUAUACUACAAGCUACCAAGUCUCAAACAAGUACUCCACAAAUAGCCUUGAAAGUUGGAUUCGUUAUGGACAAUGUAGAAACUAUGCAUGAUCUGGAGAAGUAUUUUAAUCCUCCAAGGACCCAUAUGGUUUUUGUAGAAGAUCCUCAUGUUUAUCAAUUUCCAAAUCGAAUAAAGUCUUAUAAAGGUGAUCCUUUAGUAAUAGAAGGGGAAAACUUAAUAAGAGCAAGUGAUGAAACUGACGUUAUUGUGACAAUUGGCACUCAAGCUUGCAAUGUCACAAGUCUUACAAUGCAGCAACUACUCUGUACUCCACCAGAGUUACAGCCUGAUAACACAGAUGAAAAUGGCCUCCAAAUUAGUGACAUAAGCUUACCUUUGGUGGUUGUAAAGAUUGGUAGGAAUCUUAGAUUUCCUAUUGGAUAUUUACAUUAUGAAUUAUUAAGAAAUUACAACUUUCCACCAGAAGCAAUAGCUGGAAUUGCAGCAGGAACAUUCUUUUUGGUUCUUAUAUUCAUGAUUGUUCUGGUUAUGUAUAGACGAAGGAGUACGAAAGCUGAAAGAGAAUAUAAACGAAUACAGAUCCAGAUGGAUACACUAGAGAGCAAUGUUAGAUUGGAGUGUAAGCUAGCAUUUGCAGAACUUCAAACUGAUAUGUCUGACUUGGCAGCUGAUUUAGAACAUUCUGGUAUCCCAACCCUAGAUCAUGUAAAUUACGUCAUGAAAGUAUUUUUCCCAGGUGUUUCCGACCACCCAAUACUAAAUCUUCAGCGUCAAUUUAUUAAUACACCGAGGACCAAUUAUGACGCGGCUAUGUUCCAAUUUGAGCAGUUGUUAAACAAUAAAUCUUUUCUGCUGUCAUUUAUAGACACAUUAGAAGCACAAAAAUCAUUUAACAUUAGAGACAAAGUUAAUGUUGCCUCCUUGUUGAUGGUUAUACUGAUGGGUAAAAUGGAAUAUGCUACUGAUAUACUCAAAUCUCUUCUAUUGCGUCUGAUUGAUAAAUCAGUCUGUAAUAAACAUCCACAGCUGAUGUUGAGGAGAACAGAAAGUGUUGUGGAAAAAAUGUUAACAAAUUGGAUGGCAUUGUGCAUGUACUACUACCUGAAAGACUACGCCGGCUCAUCUCUCUUCCUCCUGUUUAAAGCCAUUAAACACCAGAUAGAGAAAGGUGUGGUAGAUGCUAUUACUCACGAUGCAAGAUAUUCAUUGUCGGAAGAAAAGCUUCUCAAAGAACAGAUAGACUAUCAGAUUGUUACCUUGCAUGUUAUUCAAGACGAUUUUGAUGAUAAACUGCAGUGCAAAGUCUUAGAUUGUGAUAGUAUAUCGCAAGUGAAAUCUAAAAUAUUAGAUGCUUUAUUUAAAAACACUCCGUUUAGUAUGCGACCUUCCGUCCAUGAAGUUGAUUUAGAAUGGCGGCACGGUAGAGGUGGCCAUGUCACUCUACAGGACGAAGAUGUUACGACUAAAACUUUAAAUGGCUGGCGGAAGUUAAACACAUUGGCCCAUUACGGUGUUAAAGAAUCAGCAAUUAUGUCUUUAAUACCUCGGCAAAACGAUAGCUUUAAUACUCCAUACAAAAUUCCAUGCAAGAACUGUACCGGUAUAUAUUGCACUAAUUCACAUAUACGUGUGUAUAAAAACGACAUAGCCGACCAAAAUGUACAUUAUUACCACUUAGUAAAGCCUCUUGAAUACCAACAUAUUAUCAACAAAUCAUCCGAGCACAGCCAUAAAGCGAUUCCCGAAAUAUUUCUUACGAGAUUGUUGUCCACUAAAGGGACCGUACAUAAGUUCGUCGACGACUUUUUCAGUACAAUAUUGACUGUUAACGAGGUUCUCCCACCUGCUGUGAAGUGGUUAUUCGAUCUCUUUGACGAGGCAGCGAGAUCUCACGGCAUUAUGAACCCCGAGGUAGUGCACGCUUGGAAGUCGAAUAGUCUACCUUUGAGAUUUUGGGUUAAUCUCAUUAAAAACCCUGAUUUCAUAUUUGAUAUAAACAAAACCGCGACUGUUGAUUCCUCAUUAUCAGUGAUAGCCCAAACGUUUAUGGAUGCCUGUUCUUUAUCUGAGCACCGACUUUGUAAAGAUUCUCCAUCCAAUAAGCUUCUAUUUGCAAAGGAUCUCCCCACAUAUAGGGAUAUGGUGAUACAUUUUUAUCAAGCAGUAUCUCAAUUACCUCAAGUAACCGACCAAGAGCUAAGUACUUCGAUGCAACAGCUUUCUGUCGAUCAACUGAACGAAUUUGAUACGCUAUCUGCGUUAAAAGAAUUAUAUAUCUAUGUCAGUAAAUAUAGAGAGCAAAUUGUGUUAGGUUUAGAGAAUAAAAUGCACUUAGCUCAUAAGUUAGAUAACAUAGCCUGCACUAUGGAUGGUGAUCCUGCAUCCAUAUGCUGACUAGGUGGUAAGAUUUAAUUUAAUGGCAGUUAAUAAUUAUUGUGAUUUCUUUUAUACAUAAUUUGUAAGAAAGCUUUAAUUUAUUGUGAAAUACUCAAAACAAGAUAUUUGUAAAGAAAGACUGUUUAUUACCAGUUCUGUAUGUCUAGUUCUGAAUGAUAAUUACUUAAUAUUAAUAGAUUAUUUUUUUUAUUGGAUUAUAUCUAUGGAAACAAUGAUAAUAUAGGUGACUCAUAAAAUUGAUUUUGAAUCCAUUUAGAGUAAGAUGGCUGCGUAAAUUAUAUUGAGCACAUGUCAGGAUAUAAAUAUAGACAUUUUUAAUUCCCAGUGGCCAUAAGUCUAUUGUUUUAUUAGUUAUUUUAAUUUAAUUAAAUGUGUUUGAUUUGAAAAUUACAAUGAUUUGAUCAAAUUCUCAAUUUUUCAGUCUGGCAACUGAUUUUAUAUAUUAUAUUGUUGUGGUAACUCAGAUAUUAUAUUGGCAUGCUGAAUUACUUAAUAUUUGGUGUGUGAUUGCUAAGAUAAUAUUACUAUGUAUUAUUAGCUGUAACAUUAUUACUUAUUAUUUAAAAUGUAAAGAGAAUUUAAGCAUUAAGAAAAUGUUGUGAUAGUUGUACUUGGAAUAAAAUAACGUUUACCGUAACUACUGUUACUAUCUCGUAUUUAGUGUUUGUUUUGAUCUCCACUCAAACUGAUAUACUUACCUAAGAACUUUUUGUUUAUAAAAUUGAUAUCAACUAAUAUAGAGGCGUUGACACCAUGCUUUCUAUAAGUUCGCUUGAAAUCGCUUACAGUUCGAUGAAUUCACUGUAGUUAACAUCAUAAAUAGCAGAGGAAACUACCUCUAGAGUCUAGGCUCUAAUUGUUUAGUAUAGAUACAUCUGAGAUAAUUUAUAUGUCUAGGCCACGUUUAUAACUUUAGUGUGUGUGCACUGCCCAAACAAGACGUUUUCACAGUUGCCACAAUACGUAUAAAUUAUCUGACUUGUUUUACUUUGAUUUAAUUUUGAUGUGAACAAUUUUUUACUGUUGCUGGAAAGCUUACCGCUUUAGGAUACUCAUGUUCUUUUAGGAAGCAUCGUGUCUACAAGUUUAUACCUACAAAUUAAUAUUAUUAUCUUUUUUUUAAGUAAAAUAUAACAAUGAUACGUUUAAUGGAUGCUUUAUAAGUUGGCAACGCUCUUGUAUUCCUCUGGAGUUACAAGAGAGUGUGGGCUGCGGUGAUCACCUACCUACCAUCAGGUGACUCAUUUGCUCGUUUGUCCUUCUCUUCCAUUAAAAAAAAAAUUAAACCAUAAAAUGUAUUUCUUGUAAUUAUUAUCGACGGCAUUUUAUUUUAUACAUUUUUGAAUUGGGCCUCAGUAUUUAAUUAUAGUAUGGUUCCUAAUUAUUGCAUUUAUAUCUAUGUAUUGAACUAUGACGUCAUUAUUAUUCCAUUUACAAUGUAAUUUAAUUAUAGACAUAAAUUUAAUUUGUUAAUUCUAAGCGUAAAUUCACCCGUCUCUUAAAAUUUUAUAUUAUUGACUUAGAAAUAUACUUAUUUAUCAAACAUUUAA
This is a messenger RNA of Leptidea sinapis, 7398 nucleotides long. RefSeq names its product plexin-B (gene PlexB). Gene Ontology annotation, biological process: semaphorin-plexin signaling pathway involved in axon guidance; regulation of cell migration; regulation of cell shape. NCBI's taxonomy places the organism in Eukaryota, Metazoa, Arthropoda, Insecta, Lepidoptera, Pieridae. Gene Ontology annotation, cellular component: semaphorin receptor complex. The transcript has a single exon. Gene Ontology annotation, molecular function: semaphorin receptor activity; protein binding. Bases 161 to 5845 code for a protein of 1894 amino acids. The record is from RefSeq and is a predicted model, not a curated record.